Messenger RNA from Lizanozyma spartinae, 8679 nucleotides. RefSeq names its product DNA-binding protein kinase (gene TEL1). Gene Ontology annotation, biological process: DNA damage checkpoint signaling; negative regulation of TORC1 signaling; DNA repair. Gene Ontology annotation, molecular function: protein binding; protein serine/threonine kinase activity. The record is from RefSeq and is a predicted model, not a curated record. Gene Ontology annotation, cellular component: nucleus. The transcript has a single exon. Bases 1 to 8679 code for a protein of 2892 amino acids. Lineage: Eukaryota; Fungi; Ascomycota; Pichiomycetes; Serinales; Debaryomycetaceae.
AUGUCGACUCUUGAUAUUUCUAAGAUAGCCAUAGCACUAGGAUCGACCAAGAUCAAAGACCGCAGCGAUGCGUUGAGUUUACUCGAAGAAUUGACCAAUUCCCAAACCACUAUAAAUUCCAAAUCAUUUAAGAUCAUAGGAUCAGCUAUAUUUGAUUCCAUAGAGAGAGAAUUGGAGGCCAUAAACAAAACCACCCGGCAGAAAUCGGGUCCUGCUAUUACCCGAUUGGAGAGAAUGACUGUUGUUGUUCGAGGGCUUGUGGAGAAGUCGUUGUUGUCUGAGAAUAGAGUUGUCAGGCUAAACUAUGGUAAUUACCUUGACGUGAUUUUAGGAUUUAUCAAGCACUUUAAAUUAGGAGUGGAAUCGGGGUUAAAUUUAACCAUGGAAUCUUUUACCCGAAUAAUUAAUUCAAUUGUGUCACAAGAUGGAUUUGUAUGUCAUAUAAGUUACUCUGAAUGGUAUCAGAUAUUCAGUUUUAUCACCAAUGGGAUCAAUAAUGGUAUUACGUUGAUACAAUAUGAUCAAUUCAAUAAUAGAAUUGUUAGUCAGCUAUUAUUAUCACUUUGCAAUCUUUUAAAUUGCUCCAAGAACAUCCCCCUCAAUCAUUUGCACAUUUACACUAAUGAUAACUACAAACUGUUACUGAAAAUAUUAAAGAAAUCAGCAGAAUUGCCUCAAUUAAGUCCCAACACCGCAAUAACACUUAUAAAAAUCAUAAACAAGUUGAUUAUAGGCUUUUGCACCGAAGAUAUCAUGUUUGUACAUUGCUUGAUCUUCAUUGGGAUCAAUUUGGUCUUACGAUUCGUCCGUACUAAUUUGGACGGUUUGAAGACUCAAAUGGGUAUUUUUUUGAACUUGGAGCAAAUGCAUUGCUUUUUAGAUCCAACAAGCUUCAAACAGGAACCAUAUCAAGAGAAUGAUAAUUUUAAUUCUUUCACUAUUGAAUUGGAUAAAAUAACCUACAAGCUUAAGCUUUUAGUACUGGAUUUGCUUUCAGUAUUGGAGGAAACUUCAUUCACGUUUAAAUCCAGCAGUCUUCUUUUGAAAUAUCCAACACAAAUUUCCGCCAGACCAAGCCAGGGCAUUCUUCCAUCGGUAUAUCUUAGUACAGGAGGUCUGUUGAAUACAUUCUUACUUAUUAGUGGUGUUGCCAAAUUGGUUAAUUCCUUCUACCUGCUUAAAAUGCUGCAUAAUUCCAUUCUUUAUGAUGAAGAAGAGUCGUUGUCUUCAUCAUCAUUAUCGUUAUUGACUUCCAAUAAGAGAAGGAAAGUCAGCUCAAUUAUAUCAUCAUUUCAUGCGGCAAGUUCAAGCAUACAAUUUUUCAAAACAUUGAUUUCAAAUAAGAAUGAGCCCAAGUCCAUACUAUUGGGGCUACAAUUGAUCCUUAUACAAUCUGAUUUGGGUAUGAUCAAAUAUGAUGUCAGUGAUUCAGGCUCUCCUUCAAACGAAUUGAUGAAAACAUCUUCUGGGAAGAAUGAUGAUGAUGAAAUCUCUGGGUAUGAUUUUUCCAUUCUUUUAUCUGAUAGUUUUACAAAGAAAUCUCUUUUAGUUGUAUUAUUGGAACUUAUAGAAAUACUGGAAUAUAGAGAAUGGAGCUUUCUUUGUUGCAGAUCAAUACUAUUCUGGAUUCCAAAGAUUACCACCAACACUUUCACUAAGAAAACAGUUUCCACCUUUUGUGACCAGCUUAUUUCCAAGUCUAUGGCUUAUGUUAACGUGUUGGACGUGGCAGCAGAUUCCAUUUACAUUUGUACGAAGCUCUGUGAUAAUUAUUUGAACCAGCAGCAUGAUUUAUCUCCAGAUUUAAUCAAGUUACUACAAAAUAUCGACUCCAAGGGCCCAAGAAACCUCUGCACAUCUUCGUACCACUUUUGGUACGGCUGCAAUAUGCUUUUGCUGAAAGGUUCACCCACUUUUAAUGUCUUUUCAUUAACAGAAUCGGCACAAGAAUGGUUAAUUUCCAGAAUGCAACACAGUCAAACCGGGGAAUACAUUUAUUGUCAAGAGUUUGCCUUAUUUAUAGAAUGGCUUAUUGGUUUUGAAGUAUCAAUUCCCUUGAGAAUGCUACCACUGAAUCCAAAUCACGUGGGUAUUGGGUUAGAGUGUUUUAAUGAUAAGUACAUGGAACUCUUUCUGUUCAUUUCAAAAGCCGAAACUGCAGAGAAAACAUAUCACGUCAACUUCCCUGAUUAUUGGCACGAAUCAAUGUCUAUUUCCAGUUCAAAUGAUCCAAGCAACUUUCUCCUUCGCUUGUUGCAUGUUCCCAGAAUAUCGCUCCAAGAUCCAGUUUCGUUACUACGAUGGUCGUUUGUGUUGUCCCAAAUUGCUACUUGCCUUGGAAACAAAAAAAUUAAUGAAUAUGUUGUUGAAACAAUUGAAAGUUAUACCUUAUCUUUAGUCCAUGAGGCACACUUACUAAGCAUGACUUCAGACCAGUUAUUGACAUAUGCUGAUUCCUUCUGUUUCAAAGAAUUGAGCGAUGUCAACCAUAAUUACCUAAAGCACUACGUUCCGGACUUUGAUAGCAUCUUGCCUGCGACAACAGACUCUCAGUCUAAAAAUUCAUUAGACUUGGCUGUAUUUUCGGCUCUUGAUAGUGCAUUUGAUAGCGUUGGACAACUGCAGAGUCCUCCGGCACUGGAGUUAUCAUCAUCAGCGUCAUCAUCGUCAGAUGCUUUAACUGAAGGCCAAUUGGCCAUUUAUCCUCUGGAAACUUUGAAGAAGUUGAAGUUGGUGUGUUCCUUAGUGGGAUUGAAAGUUUGGGAGUCUAAUAGAAUUCUAGACUAUAUCAAGCCUCUAAAGGGUAUAACUUUUGCCAGUUGUGUGCUCUAUUUUUUAACCGAACUCGAUAAGGGCAUUCUUCUGUCUUACGGGGCUCUAGAUUUACCAUUCCUAACCACUUUAAUCCAAGGAAUUGGAACCAAACUAUUGGCUACUAAGUUUGAUAGGUUUGAAGUAACUCAAGUUUUGGUUUGCAGAUUUUCGUGUAUGAUUAUGGAGAUUAUUGAUGAUUAUUCACAUGCCAACCAGGAACAGUUUAACAAGUUUAAGCUGAAUAGUGAGGAUAUUACUGAAUGGUUAGUAUCAAGCUUUAAUAAGGGUCAUUUUGGAACAGAAUCAGCCUUGCGAGAGUAUUUUAUGUUCUCUGUAAAUCAUUCCAAAUAUAAUGAAGCCGAACAGUUUAUUGGAUCUUUCUGCAAAGAUCUUGAAUCGACUACAAACAACUUAAAGGCCUCAAUCAAAGAUUCGUUUGUCAUAUUGUUGAAUCAUUCCAAAUACCCAAUGACAUACUACAGGGAUAUCUACAGUCAAAUUGGCAAUUUUCUGAACUCAAUGGAGCAAGCCAUAUCUUCGUGUUUGAUACUAAGUUGGCUAGGAGUUCAUGUUAAUAGCAUUUCUUGUCCCUCACUAUUUAAUUUGCUAGAGGGGACCAAGAAUCUUUGCUUACAACCUUACAUUAUGGCGCAGUUGAAGAAUUACGUUGAUUAUUACGAAGUUAGUUCAGCUAAAGACCUUUUCAGUCUACAGAAACGGGAGCUAUUAACUUAUUGGUGCCAUUUCAACGACAUCCAUCUGUUCCCCUUUGGACUAUUGGGAUUUACAUCUAUGAAUGAGUUCUUAUCUACUAAUUCCACAGAACUUGUGGCUAUAGAUGUUUCCACAAUCAAGAAGAAGAAAGGGGAUGAUGAAGCUACUAUUAGUAUCAUUGAGGAUCUUGUGGCCAUAAAACAAUCAUCAGAAUACAGCAUUAUUGUUGAUAGUAUCCCAUUAAUUAUACCUUUUGCAUACACCAGAAAUGGAAUAAGGAAUAAAGUAUUUGAUUAUUUAAAGCAGAAGUUGGGUCCAAACUCCAAGAAAGAAAUAUCAGCAAAGAUUACGUUGAUAAUCUACCAGAUUCUUCAAUAUACAAACAUUUCAAAGGAACCAUUGACUAUAGAAACGGAAGGUGGUAAAUCUCAAUGUGAUUUGAGUUCGAAUAAUCAUAUCGUUCUAGAAGAUAUAAGCUCGCUUUCAAUUACCUUAGCUACAUCAUUAGAUCUUAUGUCUACAUUGAUAUCAAGGUUUUCUAAUGAUAAUAAUAGCAAAACCGAGUAUUGGAAUUCCCUGGCAGUGGUUCAUUUUUUACUAAAAAGAAUUACCUGUACACUCCACAAGUCCUUCUCAUUGAAUGUGAAAGUAGCAUUGAUCAGAAGAAUAAAGCUUGUGCUCUUACUUUCCCAUAAAUGCAACUUACAUUUCAAAACACUUAGAGUGGUGAUAAAUGAACUUAUGCCCUUGAUAAGCCAUAAGGAAUUAGUUGAAGAUGUCUUUAAGAUUUUAAACUACUUGACAAGGACAAAUGUGUUUUCACUGGACCACGACAGGGCACUUGUUUUAGCGAUUCAAAUUAUAGAGGGCUUACUAAAGAACAAUAAUCUCAACACCAAGGAAUAUGCUACACUUUUGUUGAAUAUUGAAACUAAUUUGAGCACUUCAAGCCAUCAUGAACUUAUCCACAAGAUACUAGAGAUUUGUGUUAACCAUCUUAAGUUCAAAGAAACCAAAUUGCACCCUUCAUUGGUGGAGGAGUUCAUUGCUAAAGAAAUAAUGCUUUUUGGUGAUGUCAAGAUUCAAAAGCUAUUGAUCCGAUUAAUUUCUGCUAUUUUUGUUGUGGUCAAAAAGGCAGAACUUGACAUAGGAAUAGGCAAAGAAACAAACCCAGAAGUAGCACGUUUCUUAUUAAACUUUGACGAGCAAUCGGUUGGUUUAUUAUCUGAUAAGUUUGCCUACUGGAGAUCCCAAUAUCUAGCAAACCACUAUUUGAAUGGGAAUAAAACAGAGAAGCUCAUUGUCAAGCGGGAAUUUGAAACUGAAUUAUCCGUCCCCAAGUUUACAGACUACUGUUCAACCUUGAAUCCUAUUGUUAAGAAGAUCUUAGCAAUACUGGAUAAUUUAGCUCGGCCCUCUGACUCAAUAUGCUCAGAAUCUAUUCUCUCGGUUCUUGUAUGGAAGAUCGAACACAACAAGAAGGAUUUACGGAAGUGUAUUACCGUUGACCUCUUGAAUGAAGAUUUCAUCUUACCCUUGGACUUCCACUCUUGCAUGCUAAUUAAUUCUGAAGAGCAAGAUUUGGAGUAUUCUAUUGAUGAGUUUGUUGAGCAGAUGCACAAUUCCAAUUACUUACAAGCUAUGGAACCAAGCUCUCUUGCUAAGCAACUAUGCCUUUUCAUUCUUGAGAAGAUUUCUACUGUGACUACCAUUGGACCACUUAUAUCAAUUGGUGUGAUAAGAGUAUCUGAGUUCGGGUUGAGUAUCUUCCCCUUCUUAUUGCUCUUUUGUAUCAAAGCCUUUGGUUAUGACGCUGUGAAGGAUGUGAUGCAGUUUUUUGAAACAUAUAUGGGUUUAAAUUCGGGUUCGGGCUCAUCACUUAUUAAAAAAAUGAUUUCUGAUACAAUCAUCAUGAUAAGAUAUGGAGCUAAGCUUGAGUAUCCUCCGUUUGUUGAGAUCUACAAUAAAGUUAACUUGAUACUGGCUAUUAGCAAUUGCAUUGAGACGAAAUCCUUUAGAAUGGCUUUGAUUUUAUUGGAAGAUGCUUAUAUAAAAGGUACAGAGAUCCCACAAGAGGUUACGCUUGUCAUUUACGAGUCCAUUGAUAAUGAAGAUAUGAUUUAUGGGUCUUAUGAGACCUUGAAUAACACAGAGUCUUUACUAAGGUUAAUUAAUUUAGGUAACCAAAGUUCCUCCACCAAAUCGCUUUAUGCCAGCGCGCGAUACGACGCUUCAUUGUAUUCUGGUGGGUCAGGGUUGGGAUCUGCUGCUUAUUCCGAUAAUUUGGUGAAGACAUUGCUAUCCAAUGGAGCCAUGGGGAUAUCAAGAGCCUUAUCAAAAUGGGAACCUGGGGUUUCUAGUUCCUUUGAAUGGGGCUGGAAACUAAACCGUUGGGAACAGCCUACUACAGCUACCAGUAUUCAUUCUGAACCAAGAUAUGACGAAUUGAUGUACUCCUUGCUCCAACAAGUGUCUGUCGACCACAAUGAGGGUCUUAGGUUCAUUGAGUCCUUUUCAUUACCUUCAACAAAGUGCAGCAGCACAAAACUGAGCUUAAAGGAGAUCAGUGAUAAGAAUGAACUAUAUCUCCGAAGCUUGGCAGCGAUAAUGAGUGUGAAAGAUAUCUUGUGCGUUGAAGAUAAAGAAGAUGUCUAUAAAAGGAUCAACCAAUUCUCUAGAACAACGUCUUGGUUUCUAGAAGACGAAUUUCUGCGUUCUGAAGACAUUCUAAUAGCCAGAAGGAAUGCUCUCCAAUUGUUACUGAAUAAACAAUCGACAUUACACUGUGAUACUUUUAAAUUGGGUGCUUUGACUGAGGUCAUUCGAUAUGGGAACAUUGCCAGAAGAAAUAGCAGUUCUGACCUUCAGAAAACUAUCAACUCCACUAUGUUGCUUUUGGAGUUUCUGAAUGGACCUGGAUCUCCAGUGCCCGGAGUUAAUGCUGUGGUGAAGUUUAACACUGCCUUGAGUCUUUGGAAACAAGGAAUGUCCGUUGAGGCAGUUAACAUCUUGAAGAGUUUACUAUUGGAGCUGAAUAACAAUGGGGUUCUUCUCAGUUUCCCCAUUGAGUCCAUGUGCCUUUCAAAGGCAUUAAUCAAUGCCACAUUGGCCGAAUGGCUGGCUAUUUCAAGACAAGAAUUACCUGCAACAAUCAUGUCUGAUUACAUCGAACCGACUCUUGAAGAGCUCGAGUUUAAUGGGAUUAAUGUCCAUCACCACUUGGUGACUGUAUACCGCAAGUUUGCUCAUUUCUGUCACAGUCAAUAUAACUCUGGCCUGUUACAGGACAAGAUUUCCCUACUAUACAAACGGUUGGAAGAAAGGAAGAAGGAGAUUGACGAACUAAAGGACCAUUAUGGGAAAACUCUGGUAGGUUCCGAGGAGAAAAGACUGGCCCAAAAAUACUAUGCACGGUUGAAACAAGAAUAUCAAGUUGAACACGAAGAAUUAAAAAAACUUCGAAGAUUAAAGGAAACAUUUGCCAUUAUGGCUACUCCAUUAUAUUUGAAAAGUGUUCAUGUGAGUAGUAGUUCAGAUAGUCAAAGGAGUGUUAGAGAUGAUUUUGAUAAGUUCUUUUCAUUAUGGUUUGAAGAUAAAAAUCGAUCUUCUGACAAUCUGAUCAACAAAUUAGCCAGUGAAAUCCCGUCCAAGUACUUUUGUGAUUGGGCAAGUCAAUUGGUUUCAAGAUUGGAAGGCAUGGAUUCCAAUGAUGAGUUUCAAGAUCUUUUACAUAAGAUUAUCAUGAAUGUAUCUCGUGAUCUGCCCUACCAUAUGCUUUAUCCUUUAAUGUCAUUGAGAAUCUCAGGACUUUAUGAAGGAGAUUUAUCCUUGAACCGCAAGGCAGUUGCAGCCAAUAAGAUCUGGCGAACUCUUGUUCAACGGGAAUCGGAAGAGUACAUUUCUUUAAUGAACUAUGUUGAUUUAUUUUGCAAUGAAUCGGUAAAAUUGGCCGAGUUCAAAGGUUCUAAAGGCCGUUCAAUAAACUUGGAUAAACUAGACGCAAGUAUAGGAGAUUAUUGGCUUCAUCAAUUACCUUAUAUUUGUCCUCCAACAUUAAUUGGAGAAUCUUAUGGUAGUGUUGACAAUGUUCCUAAGAUGGUUCUGAUCAAACCUAGAGUUAUAGUGGCUGCAAGUGGUCUAAGCUUACCUAAAGUUGCAACCUUUGUUCUCUCCGACGGAACGGAACACAAGAUGUUAUUUAAACAUGGAUCGGAUGAUUUACGACAAGAUUCCAUUAUGGAGCAAGUUUUUUCCAAAGUAAACCUGUUUCUCAUUGCCAAUAAGGAGACCAGGAAACGUAACUUGCGUAUAAGAACUUACAAUGCCAUCCCACUUGGACCCAAAUCAGGUAUCAUUGAGUUUGUCAAUAACACCGCUGCUUUGAUUGAUAUUCUUAAACCGUUGCAUGAUGCUUAUGACUCUUACAAGAUGGAUAAAUGCCGAACCUUAAUGAGGGAUGUUCAAGCUAGAGAUAAGGCAGAAAGAGUGUUAACUUAUCAACGGAUAACUGAGAAAUGUACCCCCAAAUUGCAUUAUUUCUUCAUGAGCGAGUUUGGUACUCCAGAUUCUUGGUUCGAAUGUAUUCUUAAUUAUAUCCAUGGAGUUGCUACGACCUCCUUUGUGGGGUACAUGGUUGGACUUGGAGAUCGUCAUUGCAAUAACAUUCUCAUUGAUAAGUUGUCUGGAGAACCAGUACACAUUGACUUGGGUGUAGCCUUUGACCUGGGGAAACUGUUAACGGUACCAGAGACUGUACCAUUUCGUUUAACGAGGGAUAUGGUAGCAGGUUUAGGAAUCAAUGGGACCAAAGGAGCAUUCACUCAAUCAAGUGAGCAUGUAUUCCGAGUACUUCUUGAUAACAAAGAUCACAUUAUGACGAUCUUAGACGUUUUGAAAUGGGAUCCGUUGUAUUCUUGGUCAUUGUCCCCAUUAAAAAGGAAGAAGUUACAAGAUACUAAUACCACCAAUGAUCGUCUAAAGAGAGGUGUGCAAGUCGAUGAAUAUGAGGCUCAAAGAGCUAUUAAUACGGUGGCUGAUAAGCUAACUGGCGGUGGAUUGAGUGUAGAAGCAACAGUAAGACAGUUGAUUCAAGAUGCUACUAAUCCAGACAAUUUGGCCCUUAUAUAUUGGGGCUGGUCUCCAUUUUAUUGA